AUGUCUAGUUCAAAAAAGAAAGCUUUGUUUAUAUGUCUUGGAAAUAUUUGCCGAUCGCCAAUAGCUGAAGGUGUAUUCCAAAAAACUGUAAAUGAUAUGGGUAUUGGAGAUCAUUGGGAGAUAGACAGUGCAGCGAUAGGAGGAUGGCAUGUAGGCAACCCACCUGAUUGGAGAGCAUUGGACACAAUGAAGAAAUAUGAUGUGCCUUAUAGUAACCAUGCACGACAGAUAACAACAGAGGAUUUCAACCAUUACGACUUUAUAUUUGGAAUGGAUGAAGCUAAUAUGAAAGAUUUAAAGAAAAGAGCACCUAAAGGUUCUAAAGCCAAACUCUUGUUAUUUGGAGAUUAUGAUCCUCAGGGUGACCGAAUCAUCAGAGAUCCUUAUUAUGAUAGUGAUGCAAAAGGUUUUGAAAAGUGCUAUCAACAGUCUGUUAGAUGUUCGCAAGGAUUCCUUGAGCAAUUGGAAAAGGGAAAUGUUAAG
This is a messenger RNA of Brenthis ino (lesser marbled fritillary), 483 nucleotides long. Lineage: Eukaryota; Metazoa; Arthropoda; Insecta; Lepidoptera; Nymphalidae. The record is from the annotation of a GenBank genome assembly.